Pieris macdunnoughi is the source of this 288-nucleotide messenger RNA. NCBI's taxonomy places the organism in Eukaryota, Metazoa, Arthropoda, Insecta, Lepidoptera, Pieridae. The record is from the annotation of a GenBank genome assembly.
AUGGCAACAUACAGCAAAGAUCUAUGUAUUUAUCGAUCUAUACCCAAACAAAGGUUGGAAAAAUUGGAUAAAAGGUUUCCGAAGGUUACGCAGAGACCUCGGAUCUCCACAUACUACGGUCCUGACAUCGUUGGCAUGCAGGGUGACCUCAUCCUCAGGGCUCGACGUACUGCAGAGAUAGAGACGAUGAAACCGACCAAAAGAGACGACCAAAAGAUGUGGACUGAGUUAAAAUGCAAAGCUCUAAACUCUGCCCGGUCCAGGGUAAAGACAAGGGCAACAAAGUAA